UUUUCGCCCAAUUUGCGCUACCCCAACGUUGGCAACAGCGAAGACAUCUCGUGGGGAAGGAACUAUCGCAGGCGAGUCAGACAAGUAUGGAUGCCGGUCGGAAGAAGUUUGUAGUGAAGCCCUUCCGCAACAACAUUGGCAUGGACGUGAACAAAGCCAAGGAGACAUGGCAGUCCCUUCGAAGUGCGAUCGGAGAAAUCCACGGACACAAUGCGUCCCUUCUGUCAUUUGAAGAGCUCUACCGGAAUUCGUACAACAUGGUGUUGCACAAACAUGGGGACAUGUUGUACUCGGGGGUGGUCGAGUGUAUUACAGAGCACCUGGUUCAGAUGGCCGAUCGCGUGAUCAAAGCGACGGACGACACGUUGAUGACCCAGCUCUUCGCGGCGUGGACGGACCACACCAUCACGAUGACCAUGAUUCGGGACAUCUUGAUGUAUAUGGACCGCACGUACGUGUCCCAGAAGCGCAAGAUGCUGAUCUACGACAUGGGGUUGGUUCUGUUUCUCGAGUCGAUUGCGCGGCACCCCCAGGUGAAGGAUCGAUUGAAGUGGCACCUGCUGGCGAACAUCGACCUCGAGCGCAACGGCGAACUGAUUGACCGCGGUGUGAUGAAGGACAUCUUGGGCAUGCUCGUAGACUUGGGUGUGCGGUCGAACAGCGUGUAUGAAGAAGACUUUGAAAACGAGUUUUUGAGCACCACCGCAGCCUUCUACAACGCCGAGGCGCAGCGCUUGCUCGAUCAAAACACAUGCCCCGACUUCAUGGAGAAGGCGGACCGUCGACUCACGGAGGAGCACCAUCGUGUGAUGCAGUACCUCAACUCGUCCACGGAGCUUAAGCUCAAGGCCAUCGUCGAGAGGGAGCUGAUUGCCAAUCACGCCAAGGCGCUCGUUGACAUGGAAGGCUCGGGGUGCGUCGCCAUGUUUCGCGACGACAAAGUUGCAGAUUUGCGACGCAUGUACGUGCUAUUCAAACGCGUGCCCGCGACGCUGGACGACAUUGGGACCGCCGUGACCACGUACAUCAAGACGACUGGAUUGGACCUGGUUCAAGCGCAGCUCAACUUGCAGCAAACGCAGUCGAGUUCGACCGAGUCGGCGCUUCAGUUUGUGAACGCGCUGCUGACCCUCCAGGACAAAUUCAUGGGGUUUUUGACGUCGUGUUGGGCCGACGACAAGGCGUUUCACAAGUGCAUUCAGCGCGGGUUUGAAGCGUUUAUGAACACGUCGCGGCUGUGUGCGUACACGUUGGCGCAGUACGUGGACGACUUGCUCAAGUCCAAGUCACGCUUUGAAGCUGAUUUGGAGCGUCAAGCCGACAAAGUGGUCGGAUUGUUCCGGUACUUGAGUGACAAGGACGUCUUUGAAGAGUUUUACAAGCGGUUUCUGGCCAAGCGACUGCUGCACGCGAAGGGGUCGACGGACGAGGGCGAGAAGAUGGUGAUCGCCAAGCUCAAGGCCGAGUGCGGGUACCAGUUCACGUCCAAGCUGGAAGGGAUGUUCAAGGACAUGGCGAUGACCAAGGACCUCAUGGACGGGUUCAAGAAGCUGAACCCGCUGCUCAGUGUGCAGGUGCUGACGAUGGGGUACUGGCCCACGGAAACGUCGAGCGCCGCGAGUCACUUGCCGCCGGGCGUGCGGAGUUGGGUCCAACGCUUUGAAACGUUUUACUUUGGAAGGCACAACGGGCGCAAGCUGACGUGGCUGCACAAUAUGGGCUCGGCCGACAUCAAAGCCACCUUUGGGCACGGUAGGACGAAGCCCAUGGCAAGAGGACGUCACUGACACAUGUUGGGGGACUGGUAGGGGACACGAUGGUGCGCCACGAGCUGACCGUGUCGACGUUCCAAAUGUGCAUCUUGAUGCUGUUCAACGAACGCCCGACUUGGGUGUUUCGAGAGAUCCAGGAGAAAACAGGCAUCGACCCCGUCGACUUACGGCGGCACUUGAUUUCGCUGUGCACGCCCAAGUUUCGCAUCGUGCUCAAGUCGUCCAAGGGCAAGACGAUCGAAGACGACGACGUGUUUACGAUCAACCACGAGUACAAGUCCAAGCUGCACAAGGUCCGCAUCCCCCUCGUAUCGGUGAAGGACAGUCCCGGGAGUGCCGAGUCCAUGGCAGCCCCACCGACGGAGCUGCCGCCGACCGUGGAGGAGGACCGCAAGCAUCUGGUGGAAGCGGCCAUCGUGCGCAUCAUGAAGACCCGCAAGAGCAUGCAGCACAACAACUUGAUGACGGAGGUGACGCGCCAGCUCACGACGCGCUUUGUCCCGAGUCCACAAAUGAUCAAGCGCCGCAUCGAAAGUUUGAUCGAGCGCGAGUACUUGACACGAAACCAGUCGGACCGACGGCUCUAUAACUACGUGGCGUAAUGGAAUGAUGUGCGCCUGAUUGACGCUGUUUUUGCUGCGACUGUGCCCUCAUCAGUAUGUUCGCAUGGGUGGCACGAUCAUGCUCGCAAAUACACGAAAGUAUAAAACCCUCUCGACUACAAAUAUGCAGGCGAGGGGAUUCACGGGCGUUCGUUGUUCAACGUUGGAAUAUCAACAGAUGCGUGCUUAUUAGAGCCAUAGACUCAACUCUUCUACUUCAGUUUGGAUGACUAAAUUUAUAGUUGCCGUGGUAGAUAGAAAAUA
Aphanomyces astaci is the source of this 2638-nucleotide messenger RNA. RefSeq lists its product as hypothetical. Bases 87 to 1787 code for a protein of 566 amino acids. Lineage: Eukaryota; Oomycota; Saprolegniomycetes; Saprolegniales; Verrucalvaceae. The record is from RefSeq and is a predicted model, not a curated record. Gene Ontology annotation, molecular function: ubiquitin protein ligase binding. Gene Ontology annotation, biological process: protein ubiquitination; ubiquitin-dependent protein catabolic process. Gene Ontology annotation, cellular component: cullin-RING ubiquitin ligase complex. The transcript is spliced from 4 exons.